AUGUCCUUCAGGAGCCGAGAGCCCCACCAGAGAACCCCACUCCUAUUGCUGCUCUCCGUCUUGACCCCAAGCCUCAAUGCUUGCCUGGUGAACAAUUCCACCAAUGGCAGUUCCGUCUACUGCCACCCACCUGCAGAAAUCCUCAUCCGCCUCCCAACCAACACUGUCUACCUCUCGGUGGAGUUCUUCAAUCUGACCCAGCUGCCAUCCAACAUCCUCCAGGGCGCCUCCAACCUCCAGGAAUUACACCUCUCCAGUAAUCAGCUGGAAAAUCUCUCAGCUGAGUUUCUGCUGCCUGUUCCUCAGCUGAAGGUACUGGAUCUGACCCGCAAUGCCCUGGCCCAGCUGCCGCCUGGCCUCUUCCAGGCCUCAGCCGCCCUUCACACCCUGGUACUGAAGGAGAACCAUCUAGAAAUCCUAAAGGCCUCAUGGCUGAACGGCCUGAAAGCACUGCAGUAUCUGGACUUGUCAGGGAAUCGCCUCUGGACGCUGCCCCCGGGGCUACUGGCCAACUUCACAGCCCUGAAAACCCUUGACCUUGGCAAUAACCAGCUGGCGACCUUGCCCCCUGAUCUGUUGAGGGGGCCGCUGCACUUGGAACGGCUGCACUUGGAAGGCAACAGAUUGAAGGAGCUGGGCAAAGACCUCCUGGCACCCCAGCCUGGCCUGCAGUUCCUAUUCCUACAAAACAACAACCUGACCAGUGUGGCCGCCGGCGCCUUCCGAGGUUUGCAGAAGCUGGACAUGCUGGACCUCUCUGGUAACUUGCUGAGCAGCGUGCCCACAGGACUCUGGGUGUCCCUGGGGCGGCCAACUCGUGCAAUGAAGGACGGCUUUGACAUCUCUGGCAACCCCUGGGUCUGUGACCAGAAGCUGGUUGACCUUUAUCACUGGCUCAUGGCCAACAAUGACACCAUGUUCUCCAGGAAGGACACGUUCUGCGCGGGGCCAGGAACCCUGAAGGGGCAGCUGCUCCUAGAAAUGGCCAGGUCCCAGUGA
Messenger RNA from Chrysochloris asiatica (Cape golden mole), 999 nucleotides. It is a transcript of the gene LRG1, whose product is annotated as leucine-rich alpha-2-glycoprotein 1. Gene Ontology annotation, biological process: immune response; transforming growth factor beta receptor signaling pathway. Lineage: Eukaryota; Metazoa; Chordata; Mammalia; Afrosoricida; Chrysochloridae. The record is from RefSeq and is a predicted model, not a curated record. The transcript is spliced from 2 exons. Bases 1 to 999 code for a protein of 332 amino acids. Gene Ontology annotation, cellular component: cell surface. Gene Ontology annotation, molecular function: transforming growth factor beta binding.